This is a messenger RNA of Mercurialis annua (annual mercury), 578 nucleotides long. RefSeq names its product auxin-responsive protein SAUR21-like. Gene Ontology annotation, biological process: response to auxin. Lineage: Eukaryota; Viridiplantae; Streptophyta; Magnoliopsida; Malpighiales; Euphorbiaceae. Bases 91 to 369 code for a protein of 92 amino acids. The transcript has a single exon. The record is from RefSeq and is a predicted model, not a curated record.
CAUACAAUAUAUAGAGACGAGAUGAACAUCUUCACUAUUCAGGCUUUACGAUUCAAUUCCAUCAUAUAAAUUCUCAACAACAUUUUGAAGAUGGGAAUUCGUUUGCGAAAAAUUGUUAGUGCUAAGCAAAUUUUGCAACGAAUUCUCUUAUCACAGAGAAAUCGUGAUGUGCCUAAAGGUCACUUUGUUGUUUAUGUUGGAGAAACUCAAAAGAAGCGGUUCAUCGUUCCAAUAGUAUACUUGAAGCACACCUCGUUUCAGAAUUUGCUUAGUCAAGCAGAAGAAGAGUUUGGAUUUUGUCAUCAUACGGGCAGUCUAACGAUCCCUUGUAGUGAAGAACAAUUUAUUAAUGUUAUUUUUAGUUUAUAAAUGCAUUCGAAUAAUCAUUUAGGUACUAGGAAAUUGUUACUCUCAGACUAAUUAUACCUACAACAUGUUGGAUUCAGAAAUGAAAAAAGAAAUGAAAUAUAUGUAUGUAGCUUUUAAUGUCUCUGUAUUAACAUUAUAUGUUUUUAAUUUCCGAAUUAACAAGUUGUGAUGUUUAUGAAAGAUAACAUGUGAAAAUUGGUAGCAUGUUU